CUGAGUUGAGUGGUUAUUUCUUAAACAAAAAACGAUUCGAGGAAAUAUUUUUGUUAUUUCUUGUUAAAGAGAAAACGACGUAGCAAAAGUUUUCAUAAUUAUUAUAAAUGUUUAGAAUGUUGUUUACUAAGUCAAUAGUACCUCUUGAUUUUAUCUAGAAAACAAAAUUACACGCACAACUUUUUGAAAAUUGAUAAUUUACGUUGUCUCAAUAAAAAUGCACUUUCAAUGAGAUUUAGAAAACUGAAGAUGUUAUCAACAACAAAGCCACUGGUUUGCAUUACUAUCAGCGGAAUUUUGGUCACAACAUGUCUAUGCUAUUGGCUUUUGUAUUCCGAAGUGCGGCUAGAAACAUUCCAUGACGGUAUGCGUAUGACUUUUGCGCCGCCCAAAGCUGGACGACUUGCUGCAAAUGAUUUAAAUCCAGAUUACGAUUAUGAUGAGAAUCUAGUGGUUCUGUAUAAUCGUGUGCCGAAGACUGGUUCCACCAGCUUCGUUAAUAUUGCCUAUGAUCUAUGCAAGAAGAAUCGCUUUCAUGUCCUGCAUAUCAAUGUCACGGCCAACAUGCAUGCUCUAUCGUUGCCCAAUCAGGUGACAUUUGUGAGGAAUGUUACGAAGUGGCGCGAAAUGAAACCGGCACUAUAUCAUGGCCAUAUGGCCUUUCUUGACUUCUCCAAAUUCCAAAUAGCACAUAAACCAAUUUACAUUAAUAUAGUUCGUAAGCCUUUAGAUAGAUUAGUUUCUUAUUAUUAUUUUCUUCGUUAUGGGGACAACUAUCGACCGAAUUUAGUCCGCAAGAAGGCUGGCAACAAAAUGACAUUUGACAAAUGUGUCGAAUCCAAACAACCUGACUGUGAUCCGAAGAAUAUGUGGCUACAAAUUCCAUUCUUUUGUGGACAUGCAGCCGAGUGCUGGGAACCCGGAAGUGAAUGGGCAUUAAAUCAAGCUAAACAUAAUUUAGUCAAUGAAUAUUUCCUUGUCGGAGUCACAGAACAAAUGGAAGACUUUGUCGAUCUCCUUGAAAGAUCGCUUCCUAGAAUAUUCAAAGGAUUUCGAGAACACUAUCAGCACUCAAACAAAUCACACCUAAGACAAACAUCAUGGAAGAUCGCACCCAGCGAAGAGACUGUUGCAGCAAUAAUGAAUUCGAAAAUUUGGCAAAUGGAAAACGAUUUGUACGAAUUUGCCCUUGCACAAUUCCAAUUCAAUAAAAAGAAACUAACAAUUCCAGACAAAAAUAAUCGUUUACAAAAGUUUAUGUAUGAAAAAAUUCGACCAAAGUAGAAUAAGUCUGAAACAAUGUUUUUGUUACUAAUUUGUAUGUUUUUUUUUUUUGUUAAAGAGAAGAUUUUUAAAAAGUAUCCUUUUUUGUCCGUCCGUGUGUGGUGUAUGGUAAAGAUUGAUUUAUUGUAAAUUUAUUUGUAUUUUAAUUUAAUAUGAUUUUUGUUUAUUUAUGUGUACAUCAUUACAUUACUAAUUAUUUUAUGUAAAUGUAAAUCAAAAGACUUUUUCCUCAUUCCCCAAGACAAAGACAAACAUAACAAACAGACAUUUACAAAAGAAAUAAAAAACAACACAAAAUUUCAAAAUAUCUAUGACAAAAAUCCCGAGUGCUUGACAUAUAUGUAUGUACUUAUAACAUUACCUAUCUUUUAUAAUAAAUAAGUAAAUAAAUUUAUAAAAAUAUAAUAAUUGUAUAUAACAACAAUCUGUAGUGUAGUCAAUAAUAAUAAUAAUAAUUAUUCUCUAUGAAAAUUAAACUAAUAAUUUUUAAGAAAAAGACAUAUUUUUAUUUGUUGCCACAAAUUUAGCUAAUUUUUUUUUUUUUCUAAUUAAAUUUUUAUAUAAAUCUAGUUUAAUAAGUAAUAAUGUUUAUGUAUCUAUCAAAUAAACCAACGAAAUAUUUUUGUA
Molecule: messenger RNA, 1911 nt
Organism: Eupeodes corollae
Lineage: Eukaryota; Metazoa; Arthropoda; Insecta; Diptera; Syrphidae
Gene: Hs2st
Product: heparin sulfate O-sulfotransferase
Exons: 7
Coding region: 229-1284 (351 amino acids)
Cellular component (GO): membrane
Molecular function (GO): heparan sulfate 2-sulfotransferase activity
Source: RefSeq, a predicted model, not a curated record